Molecule: messenger RNA, 1771 nt
Organism: Saprolegnia diclina VS20
Lineage: Eukaryota; Oomycota; Saprolegniomycetes; Saprolegniales; Saprolegniaceae
Exons: 2
Coding region: 1-1698 (565 amino acids)
Biological process (GO): transmembrane transport
Molecular function (GO): transmembrane transporter activity
Source: RefSeq, a predicted model, not a curated record
AUGUACUGGACCAUCACACUAUCGCCCAAGUCGUGCUACGAGGUUGACGCCGAGCGCUACGUCUUCUUUUGGCCGCUCACCUCCAAUGUCCUUCGCUUCCCGCGCCACACCUGUCUCCUCUUCCACCGGCUGCACCUCUUCAGUGCGAUCUUCCUCGUUCAGUUUUGCUCGGGGUCGCUCUACGCGUUCAUGGCGCUGCCCGACCCGAUCAAUCACUAUUUCGGCUUCCCGACCAGUGACGCCCGCGCCGUCCAGCUCAUCCUCGUGGCCGGCGUGCUCAGCAUCCUCGCACAAGCGCUCCUCGGUCCGCUUUUUGAGCGCCAAGGGCCGCGCUGGAGCAUGGCGAUCGCGACACUCGUUCUCACGCUCGGUCUCAGCGCGUCGCUGCUCGCCGUGUCGCUACUGUCUUGGAUUCUCUUUUACGUGGCGAUGCUUGUCGUGGCCAUGGCGUUUAGCGCCAUCAUGAUUCUGUCGAUUUCGGUCGCGAUGAAGUGGUGUCCGGACGCAAGAGGCUCGGUGGCCGGUUUUUGCCUCGUCGGGUUUGGUGUCGGCAAGCAGCUCUGGGCUUCGCUGUACAAUCACGUGACAAAUGCCGCCGGAAUGGACCUCAAGUACACCUUUGUACUCCUCCUCCUGACGCUCGUACCGACGAUGGCCGUUGCGACGCUGCUCGUGCGAACGCCGCCGCCCGACUUUAGCGUCGCCGGCUACGACAUGCACUGCAUUCCGUCCAUGAAAGCUCCGAGUGUCGACCUCGUCCAAGACGAGUACCUCCGUAUUGGCAUGACGCUUGUCAACUACAACGCGGUCACGCGCCGGAGCAACUCGUUUGUUGAGGGUACCGACCGACGGUACCACGAACAAGUCAAGGCCAUGUCAUUGCCCCAGUGCAUCUUCUCGGCCGACUUUGUCUGCCUCUUGGUUGCGCUCACGGCCAACUGCAUCGUCGGCUUGUUCUACAACAACAUGACGGCGGUGGCGACCUUGCGCUGUCCACUACAAGACAUUUACAGCCUCUCGGACGACGCUGUCAAGACGCUGCGCCUGCACGGGUUGAUCGUCGACCUCCUUGGCCGCCUCGUACCGGCGAUUCUCUCGGACGUUGGCAUUCGCGUCUUCUAUGCCAACCCCGCGGCCGUCCGAAAGGUCUGCUUGACGGGUCUCGUGCUGCUGCAGUGCAUUGCGAUUCCUGCUGCGUACCUCGAGUCGGACAAGAUGACGCAGUUUGCGCAUGUCGAGUGGCUGCUUUACGUGCUUCAGUUCGCUUCGAACGCUGGCGCGUCGCUGAUUGUCUGUCUUCUCACCGACAUGUUUGGUGUUUACCACGUCGGCACCAUGUAUGGCCUCUCGUCGAUGACGUGGGCCAUUGGCCAAGGCCUGCUUGUCGUCACAACCGCCAAGAACGUGGCGGCGCUGGCAUUUCAGGUGCAGCUCCUCUGGUGGCUCUCGCUCAUCGGACUUGUCGCACUGCUCUUUGUGCGCACCGACUCGGCCGACCGGUUCUACCGCGGCUACCGGUUUACAGUGUGCGGCAAAGUCGUGGUGCAGCGACCGCGGAAGUCGUGGCAGCCGCACCGCCAAGGAACGUGGGAUCUCUAUACGGACGUGCCCGACGGCAUUGAAGUGAUGCGAACGUCCAUGCCGUACCUGUGGCCGUCGCUCUCACUUGACGGCGACGACGACGACGACUCGUUAUAACUAUAGUAGGUGUUGUCGAGUAAUAUAGUAGUGUUAGAAUCGCUCGGCGACCAUGCAAUCACGGCGCCGCGUG